This is a messenger RNA of Komagataella phaffii GS115, 2511 nucleotides long. RefSeq names its product Component of the microtubule-nucleating Tub4p (gamma-tubulin) complex. NCBI's taxonomy places the organism in Eukaryota, Fungi, Ascomycota, Pichiomycetes, Pichiales, Pichiaceae. The coding region runs from base 1 to 2511 and encodes 836 amino acids. The record is from RefSeq and is a predicted model, not a curated record. The transcript has a single exon. Gene Ontology annotation, biological process: microtubule nucleation; mitotic cell cycle; spindle assembly. Gene Ontology annotation, cellular component: gamma-tubulin complex; centrosome; spindle pole. Gene Ontology annotation, molecular function: microtubule minus-end binding; gamma-tubulin binding.
AUGCCUAUGCCAUUUCAAGACCCCAAAACAGAGGGUUUUUUGGAACGGCUUGCUGAUUGCUGUAGUCUAGGCACCCUAGCAGUGGACAAAAUUUUUGCUGAGGAUAGCAGAAUUCCUGUCCCUCAGUCAAUUGACAUUGAUGAUUUCAACCGACUAAUGGAUCAAUUCCGAGAAAGACUCGUCUACAAGCAAAGAGAAAUUGGCAAGUGGAACCAAUUUCAGCACAUAGUAAACAGUAUUUUGAAAAUAGAAAAACAGGAAGUUUUGGCUUCGUAUUUAUCAAAAAUGCUUCAAGCGUUGAACUUAACAGACACUCAAGAACAUAACAGUGAUUUGAUAUUGGAUGACACUUCCCCUUAUAGAUUUCAUAAAACGUCGUUCAGUGAUAGAGACAAGAGCUUAAUUGAUGAAAGCACAGAGAUGAAAGAGCCUAAUGCCCAGUAUACUAAUAAACCAAACAAACGAGUCAAUACGAAGACGAUACAACCGUUGGCGGCAGUAAUUCAACAGUACUGUACGGGCAGAGUCUUAGAAGAAUUCCAGUUGAUACAAUAUCUCCAGUUCACUUUGCUUGGUAAUACCUCCGAAAUGUUUCCUUUAAUCGAGGAUGGAAUACAACUGCCGUCAGAACUGAACCAUGGAAUGGCUCGGAUACUUCAUAAGAUAGUUGAACCAGCUCUACUUUACCGGUAUCUGAGUAAAUUAGUACACGAUAAUGAACUUCAUUCUCACCACAUUUCGCAGGCGAAAGUGGCUUUUUUGAGCCAGGUAUCAAGGGAAUUAAAAAAAUACACUAAGAUCAUAAACAACCUUUUCUUGAAGAUUGAUGAAUUGACACUUGCCACAAUCUACUUCGAGUUAAAGGAUGAAACGAUCCGUUUAAGGACAUUUUACAACUUUACAAGAUUCUUGAAUUUAGAGACUCACGCGUUCUUAUCCCAGUUGCAAGAAUUUACGAAGUUUGGGGACAUUCUGAUUUCGGAUCUAGCCUCCGAAGUUUUCAGGAUAUCUGCCGCACCUUACUAUCAGCUAAUAAGAGAUUGGCUGGCGCAAGAAGAAUUCAAUAUUAGUAAAUAUCAAGCGGAAGGUCUCUUUGUUUUGACUCGGCCUGAUCCAUGGAAUGAAGACAAGCUUGACUUAGUACUGGAUAAAGAAAAAUUGCCAGCUUUUAUUGAUCCCGAUCUUUGUGAGAAAAUAUUUCAAAUUGGCAAAAUGAUUAUAUUUCUCAAACGGGACGUUAGGGAUUUACAGUGGGUCAAUCAGUAUACUAACAAGCUUCAUUCCUUAUUCUCAGGGGAGAUAAAUACUACUGAUUUCAAAUCGUUCAUAAACUAUCAGUACCAGCAAGUUUCUGAGCACCUUUCGCAUGUUGUUUACAAUGAAUUGAAAUUUCAGCGGUAUCUACAAAUUCUGCAUGGAUUUUUAUUGGCAGGAAAUGGAGAGUUCAUCGAGUCACUAAUGUCAUGUGGUAAGAUUAUGCUAGAUAGAAAUGUGGCCUCGAUCACUUCAAGGGAUUUAGCUGAACUAUUACAGAAAUGUAUUUCUUUGUCGGAAAUUGAAGAAGAAUACAUCCAGGGUUUAGAUGCACGAUUGUUGGAUCUUGAUCAAAGACGUGGAUGGGAAUCGUUUACUUUAGAUUACGUUAUUGAUGGUCCACUGUCAACAAUUCUAGGAGAUUUAAAAGAAUACCUACGAAUGUUUAAUUUUCUUUGGCGUUUGCAUGCUUUAAACUUUGAGCUGCGGGAAGGCUGGAAAGCAAUGUCAUUUUUAAAGAAAGGACUUUUGCAUAGCUUCUAUAAGGAUCUACAGCAGCUAAAAGUGCUAAGAAGAGAAGACAAAUCUUUUCCUUUGUCUCUUCAUGAUCGGAAACUACUAAUGGUAGACCGGCUGCUCCGUAAAGUGAACGUCAUUCGUAAUAUUUUCAUCAAGUUCAGUGAUAAAGUCAUAUCGUUCUUCAAACUUCUAAUAAUUGAUACCAAUUACCAAAAACUUCAACGAUUGUUUGACGGAAAAAGAGACGAGCAUAACGAAACUUCUUGGAGUGGUGUCUUACUACCAGAUGAUGAAUAUCUAGAGACCGCCAGUGUGUCUUUUUCUCCUGCUUCAACGUCGAACAAGUCCCAUGCCAUUUAUGAUUUGGACGAAUUCGUAGAACUGCACAGGAAUUAUAUUUCGUCUAUAUCGAGGCAUAAGUUUGUUAACACUAAAGGAGACUUCUCUAAGGGGAACAUAUCAGGACAUUACUUCAUCCAUCAACUUAAUAAUUUAACGGAGUUUGUGGCAAAAUUUGUCAUUGUUAACCAGGAAAUAUCUCACAAUAUUGUCGAACUACUGAAUACACAAGAUGAAGAAUACUAUAAAGUUUCACAGCAUAGACUUUCAACCCUAACUAACACUCUACAAACCGAAAUUAUUGAACCAUUUAGUCAAAAGCUACGAGUAUUAACAGAUGAUCUUAUCAGAGACGAUGACAUGGAACUGAGAUUCUUUGGGCUGGUCUUGGAAAGUUGA